AUGUACACGUAGCGUAUCAGGCUUUAGUUUUAAAUAGGGCAGUGUUGAAAAAUAUAUACACAAAUAACUUGUAUAAAUUAAAUUGUAUGAUAUUUAUUUAGUUACGUAUUGUUUGUUUGUUUGUUUUAUUAAUUCUUAACGCCAUUCCAGCAUCUCAGGCUAUAUUCAUGGCGAGAAGCAGUUAAUCCAUACACAAGUCUGUUCUAUAAACAACUCGAUCCAUACACAAGUUGAGGGUUACAAAACGUAUUCAUUUGAACGUCAUUCUAAUAAUUUUAACAAUACAAUUGUUACAUAAUGGCAAUAAUACCCAGAAAAUGUCCCGAAAUAAUACAAUCUGAUGGUGAACUGUGAGGUGAAUAUUUAAUUAAUUGAAAACUAUAAACUAACUGCCAGAAUACCCCAAUGCAUCAAAAGAUCCCUUUUGUCUCUUUUUUUGCCACAAAAUCUUAUGGAUGUAAUUGUGUAUAGCCUAAAUAAUGUACAGUUCAAUUAAAGUAAAGUCACAAAUACAGUAUUUAUUGAAAGAAGAUUAUGCUAAAUUAUAUGAUCUCUUUAAAAAUCCGUAAAAAUAUUCAAUGUCAAAAUAUUCAAUUUAACUUGAAAAUGGGUGGGAAAGAUAUCAGUCGUGACCAUAUAAGGACAGUUCAUAACCAUCCAGGAAUGUCAGUCUACUUUAUAUGAUUUUCCCAAUCCUUCAGUAAAUAAUUUGCUUUAACGGUACAGUCCACACUACGCUGUAAAGAAAGGUUACGUAAUUUUAAUGACGUAACAUAAACACGAACACCCAGCCUAUCCCUUACAUGGAAAUAUUACCACCACGCGCUAUUGGCCAGUUCCGAGCGACCCGCAAAGAAGCGCGAUUUUAAUUGGUCGAUUUGCCGUUCCUAGUACGGCCGGUUGUGUUUUCCUUGAUCUCUGCGCAAUGGCGGAGGUCAGACUGCGGUGCGGGAGAGAAGCUUACAAGUUUAUAAAACCCUCGUAUCUAUCGCUUUUGGAUAAAGUGGGUAAACCGGUUUUAAAGCCAGGUUAUGUUGCAGCAUUAAUACAUUCACCGCAGUUUUGUGUAAAUCAUAAUCGCGUUGCGCGCGAUCAAGGAGCGGGUAAUACAUGCCGAGUACGUUUGAAGACCCCCAAAGAGAAAUCAUCUGACAGCUUGAAAUCGCCAUCGGACUUCCUUACCGAGACUAUUUAUGGAAAUACAUGGAGUGACUGCAUUAAAUUGGGGAUUAAAGCAGAUGCCAUAACCCCAGUUCUCGUGUUUUCAUGUUUAAAAACACACGUAAGGCGUCCUCUCCUGUGUGGCAGUGCUGGCAGCUAUCAUCCCUUUACAAGGAGAUCCAUGUAUGCACAGACACACUAUGGACUUCCACAUGCUCGUUUAGGGCACUACACGUCUUUCUCAAGAGCUUAUAGUGGAAAACACAAUAAUGACAGCACAGGACCGCUAUACAAAUCAAAGUCUGCCUACUAUGACAUUCUCGAGGUGUCUCCGACAGCCACUCACACGCAAAUCAAGACUGCUUACUAUAAACAGUCCUUCAUGUAUCACCCGGACAGAAACGCAGGGAGCGAGGAAGCCACGUUUCACUUCUCUCAGAUCAGCGAGGCGUACAACGUGCUCGGUAAUAAAGCUCUAAGAAGGAAAUACGACCGUGGGAUUCUGAGUGAAGCUGACCUCACAGGAUCCUGCAGACCUACCGAAAGGGAGAGAACAGCGCCAUCGUCUGGUCAAAAGACCCGAGCCCGACACUCUUCAUCGGUCGCCGUCGACCAGGACAAGAUCUUUGACUUUGAUGCUUUCAUCAGAGCGCACUAUGGAGAACAGCUGCAGAGAGAUAAGGAGCUGCGCCAACGCAAGGAGAAGAUCCUUAGGAAGCAGAAGGCGCAGUAUGAUGAUGUGAAACUGGGCAGAAUGAAGGAGGUGGCUGUAGGGAUGCUUCUGGUUAUGGCCAUGGCAAUCGUGUUUACUAUGAGGUCUAGCAAUUGAUUAAUGCUAUGGAUGCUUGAGGUGUAUCUGUCACCUGAUUUUGUCAAUUGAAUGUGCCAACACACAAAUUUAUGGGAUGGGCUUGAUCAUAUAAUUAUUAAAACUGAGCUUUGCAAGAUCAUCAUGGUAACCGUAGUUUCUGCCCAAAUAUCAUAACUACUGCUGUUUGACUAUGAGAUCAUACCAACUUAUCUAUCUUAUAGUCCGUUAUUUAUUUUCAGUAAGUGUUGUCAGAUAUUUUUUGGCUAAUACUUGUUUCCCUUUAAGUAACUGGUAUUUAGGUAAAAAUGGGAUACUAUUAUAAUUUUAUUUAAGAAGGCAAAUGAAUAGAAACAUUUGGUUGUGUAAUGUGUGGGCUCUACCUCAGCUGUGAAACGCUUGUAGUCAAACUCAAGUAAUGAUUUAUGUUCUUCAGAAAACGAGGUAAUGGCUGGUGAGCACCGAUGGCAGUAUUUUGCACAAGGCAUCUGGGUUAAGACUCACUCAGUUCUGGUGUUUAUUUGACUGGACAGUUCUAUACAUCUAAAUUGUUAGGCCUUGGUAAAACUGACACAUAUUGUGUACAAAAUAGACGUCAAUCACUUUACAAUUAAGGUUUAAUGUAUUACUUGGAUGAAUAAAGGAAAGUAGUGGUUGGCUAAAUGGUUCACUAGGCUGCUAAAACAAAUGUUGCGGGUUGAAUCCCAAAUUAUAGCCUAUAACUGUAAAUGGAGAAUUGAUGAGAUUACAACAAUGCUCCAUCAGUACCGACCUUGUAAAGAAACUGUGCCUUCUGAUUGUUAAAAUACAUAGAUGAAUAUGUAUUCUAUGGAUAUAAAAAUACAAUAAUAAAAAAAGAUAGUAUCUUUUUUCUAUUUGUAUACAUCUUUUUGUGUUUUUGUUUAAUACAGAGACUGCAGCUGUGGAAAAAAUUAAUAGACAACUCCAGUUUUGCCUUAAAGGGAUACUUCACCCAAAAAUGAAAAUUCGAGUUGUUCCAAAUCUGAUGAACACAGAAAUGUAUUUGGAAGAAUGCUUAUAACCAGACAGAUUUUGAUUGACCACCAUAGUAGGAAAAAUACAAUGGUAGUCAAAAGAACUGUUUGCUGUCCUACAUUCUUUGUCUUCUUUUGUGUUCAACAACAAAGUAAUUUUUCCUACUAUGGGAGUCAAUGGGUGGCAAGAUCUGUCUGGUUAUAAACAUUCUGCCAAAUAUUUUUCUCUGUGUUCAUCAGAACAAAGAAAUUUAUACAGAUUUGGAACAACUCGAAGGUGAGUAAAUGAUGACAGAAUUUUCACCAAUUUUUUGGUGAAGUAUCCCUUUAAAUGAGCAUUUCUGUAUGUGUGAAUUUCUGUCCGUUGAAUUUCAACAGGAACAAACUCUCAACAGCAAUGUGACGGAGACAAUGCAGAGAUGCAGAUCAGGCUUAUCCAUCAUAUAUUCAUGUUUGAACU
Messenger RNA from Triplophysa rosa, 3424 nucleotides. RefSeq lists its product as uncharacterized. Lineage: Eukaryota; Metazoa; Chordata; Actinopteri; Cypriniformes; Nemacheilidae. The coding region runs from base 926 to 1990 and encodes 354 amino acids. The transcript has a single exon. The record is from RefSeq and is a predicted model, not a curated record.